GUACGCUAAGCUAAGCGCCGUCCAUCUCAAUCAAAUGCUAUACUCUGACCAUCAUAAGUUUCCUUUUGGCCCCUCACCUUUUCACUUCUUGCAAAAGAGACACUGGUCGAUAAUAGAUUGGAUUAGGUUUUAUUAUCCUAUUAAAUUUUGAUUUUUUUGUCCACAGAACCUCAAGUCUCCUCCUUGUAGAAAUUUCGUUUCUAACUCUGUCAUAGCUUUCGUAUUAUACUACUGGAGGAGAAUUUCCAGAUAAUUUAUUUUUUGGGGGCAUUCUGUAAGGAAAUUUGGGCUUGAAAUUUUUAUGGUUUUUCUUUAGAAUGAGUGAGUUCUUAAGCUCAAUCCCUCUUUCAUCUUCUCUUUGUGUCACCAAGUUUGGAACUUUAUCUACUAAAUUGAGACUAAACAAUGCAAAUGUUAGAAAUGGCAAGUUGCAGUUUUUUAUGUGCGGUUUUAAACCCACCACAAGCAAAAAUGGCAGCCAAAACCGGGACAUGUUUGCUGAAUUCGUGUUCAAGGAAAAGGUAGGUAUGGGCUCUUCUACUGUUGAAAAUGGAAGAGAAAUAGUUGAAUUGAAGGAAGAGAAGAAGAGCCGAAAGGGUGAAGAUGAGAAUAGUGUUGGUUUAGAAAGACCAAGGUUGAGAAGAGGAAGACAAGUAUUGAGGAGAUCCAAUAUGUUAGCUAAGCAAGUCAUCAGUAUUCAGUCUGCUGUUUCUUUAGGUUUUGUCUCUCAACUUUGGGUGGACACAGCUUCUUGGAUUGUAUUGGUAGUCGAAGUGAGGCCAAACUUACUUUCUGGUGAAUCUGAAAGGUUUCUUCUUGAGGAUGUUAGCCAGGUAGGUGAUGUUGUGCUUGUUGAGGAUGAGACAGUGACAGAAACUGAUUUCAAAAUGGUUGGACUUGAUACAUUGGUUGGAUACAGAGUUGUAACUCCAGGUCGGCGAAACAUUGGGAAGGUGCGGGGAUAUUCUUUCAACAUUAAUUCAGGGACUGUUGAAUCACUCGAGCUUGAUUCAUUUGGGAUAUCUAUAAUUCCAUCAAGUUUGGUCAGUACUUAUGCUUUACUUGUAGAAGAUGUGCUCGAAGUUGCAGCUGACACUGUUGUUGUUCAUGAAGCUGCUGCCUCUCAUAUACAAAGGCUAACAAAGGGUCUUUGGGACAACCAGAAUCCAGGAACUUUGACAGAAGAAGUUGGAGAAUAUGCAGAGUUUGAGAGGCAUGGUAAAUUUGAUGAUGAUCGAGGCACGCGGAGAGGUUUCAGAAGGAAGAAAUCCCACCCAAAAAAGAGAGAAGCAGAGGAUGAUUGGGAGCUUCCAAUGGAUUACUUAUGACCCUCCUACUCCUUAUCAGAGCUUUACACAUUUCAGCCUCACUUGUAGAUAUGUGCUUCCCUCAAAUCUUAUGCCCUUCUGCUAUUGUGUAAAUAUAAACUGCUUUAUACAAGUUUACAUUUUUUAUGAACUUCUUUAUACAA
Molecule: messenger RNA, 1471 nt
Organism: Mangifera indica (mango)
Lineage: Eukaryota; Viridiplantae; Streptophyta; Magnoliopsida; Sapindales; Anacardiaceae
Exons: 7
Coding region: 318-1328 (336 amino acids)
Source: RefSeq, a predicted model, not a curated record